This is a messenger RNA of Funneliformis mosseae, 645 nucleotides long. NCBI's taxonomy places the organism in Eukaryota, Fungi, Glomeromycota, Glomeromycetes, Glomerales, Glomeraceae. The record is from the annotation of a GenBank genome assembly.
AUGGAUGGAUUAAAGCUUGGAAAUAAUUCGGAAGAUUGGUCAUUUGAAUGGUGGAAUAAAGUAUACACGAAAACUCUAGAUAACAUAAAAGUAUCAAAAACUUCUGAUGGGGAAGUACAAGUUUCUAAAAUUGUCAAAGAAUCAACAAUUCCUAGAAAUCAAAUGGGAAUUAUAAGUACAAGCGAAUCACUUUAUUCUCUUUCUGAUUCUUCCAAUUCAAAUUUUGACACAUCCUCAUCUGAAUUACCUCAUAAGAGUAGAUUUAACGAUGAUGGAAGCUCUUCAUCUUUCAAUUUCAAAUCAAAAUCAUUAUUCUAUCAUGGAAAUUUUGUUAAAAGUUCAAAUGGACUAUCGGAUUUCAAUAGUUGGAAUAAACCGGAGGUAAAUCAUGAUCCAACAACAGACUUGGAUUCAGUGAAGAAAGAAAAAAGAUCAUUAUGUUUUGCAGUUACAUCGGAUAAUUGUGAUGAUACAUUACGUAAUGAGAAUCAACAAGAUGAGGAAAAAAAAAGGAAGGAAUCAAAAAAGAAGAGAAAACGUGAUAUUCUAGCUAAAAAGGAACAACGGAAAAAGAAAAAAGAAAAAAAGGAAGAUGAUAAAAAUGAUGAUAAUGAUAAUCAUAAAUCUAAGAGGAAUAAGAAAUAA